UCUAAUUGUUGCUGCAUUUAUUUAGGUUCCCAUGGGAACCUAGAGAGGGACUCUCCCUACUUUCCCCACCUCUUUGGGCUUCCGUGAGGAAAAUGGACCAUGAAGGAGUCUUCAAGAGCUGUUUCAAAAUUCGCUGUUCAUCAGGCGGUUGAGGACAACAAACACUGGCUGGGACUUGCUCAAUGCCAGAUGCUGUGCCGGUGGAAAAGGAGGUACUUUAUGACCCAGGCUGCCUUCUGGAUCAGAAAGAUACUGGAAGCUGUAAAACACACAAAGCCAGGCUUUGUUAUCACCCGAGUGUGCAGAAGGACACCCUGAGCGUGGCCACCUCAUGCUCCUGUCACCUGCUCCUCCCUUUUCUCCACUCCGCUUUCCCGGGUCCAUCCCUGGAUAGAGGAUGGAAGAAGCCAGAGUAAAACCUGGCUGCCUGGGGCUCGCUGCCCAUACACGGAGGACCCUGUGGGCACUGAAAUCCAACUCACCCAUGCCUAUUUCCUGUAAUGGACGAACUUGAUGCGAAUGUGAGUUCCAAGGAGGGUUUCGGGGCAGUGGAGAAGGUCGUGCUGCUCACGUUUCUCUCGGCAGUUAUCCUGAUGGCCAUCUUGGGGAACCUGCUGGUGAUGGUGGCUGUGUGCAGGGACAGGCAGCUGAGGAAAAUAAAAACCAAUUAUUUCAUUGUAUCUCUUGCCUUUGCGGAUCUGCUGGUUUCGGCGCUGGUGAUGCCCUUUGGUGCCAUCGAGCUGGUUCAAGACAUUUGGAUUUACGGGGAGAUGUUUUGCCUCGUCCGGACAUCUCUAGACGUCCUGCUCACAACGGCAUCGAUUUUUCACCUGUGCUGCAUUUCUCUGGAUAGGUAUUACGCCAUCUGCUGCCAGCCUUUGGUCUAUAGGAACAAGAUGACCCCUCUGCGCAUCGCAUUAAUGCUGGGAGGCUGCUGGGUCAUCCCCACGUUUAUCUCUUUUCUCCCUAUAAUGCAAGGCUGGAAUAACAUUGGCAUAAUUGAUUUGGAAAGGAUAUCCAAACCAAGGCUGGGCCAGGAUUGGCAUGUGAUAGAAAAAAGGAAGUUCAACCAGAACUCUAACUCUACGUACUGUAUCUUCAUGGUCAACAAGCCGUACGCCAUCACCUGCUCUGUGGUGGCCUUCUACAUCCCGUUUCUCCUCAUGGUGCUGGCCUAUUAUCGCAUCUAUGUCACAGCUAAGGAGCAUGCCCACCAGAUCCAGAUGUUACAACGGGCAGGAGCCCCCUCGGAGGGCAGGCCCCUGCCGGCAGACCAGCAUAGCACUCAUCGCAUGAGGACAGAGACCAAAGCAGCCAAGACCCUGUGCAUCAUCAUGGGUUGCUUCUGCCUCUGCUGGGCUCCAUUUUUUGUCACCAACAUUGUGGAUCCGUUCAUAGACUACACUGUCCCCGGACAGGUGUGGACCGCUUUCCUCUGGCUUGGCUACAUCAAUUCUGGGUUGAACCCCUUUCUCUACGCCUUCUUGAAUAAGUCUUUUAGACGUGCCUUCCUCAUCAUCCUGUGCUGUGAUGAUGAACGCUACCGGAGACCUUCCAUUCUGGGCCAGACUGUCCCCUGUUCAACCACAACCAUUAAUGGAUCCACACAUGUACUAAGGGAUGCAGUGGAGUGUGGUGGCCAAUGGGAGAGUCAGUGCCACCCCCCAGCAACUUCUCCUUUGGUGGCAGCUCAGCCGAGUGACACUUAGGCCCCUGGGGCAGUGACUCAGAAGACAGCCAUCCCUCCAAGAGAGGGCUAGGUCCUAAGCUGCUGCUUGUGCGUGACUGCACCUGAUAUCCUCUUCACCCGAGCAUUCCGUCCAUCGGUGCAAGCGUCCCGUGCCCACCAGGCUUUUGCUCUGGGAUUCCAGCAGGUGGCAUUCGAGGGAGUCAGGGGAGAGGACUGCCUGCUUGUUCACUGGGAGAUCCCCUCCAGAGAUCCCCUUGAAGUGAUCAUUUCCCAGAACUUCCUCUUCCUCACAUCUCACCCUUGCCUCACACUCUCUAUUGUCCCCAAUGUUCCCUUACUGUGCCUGGUUUGUCUCACGCAUGUUCCUAAAACAAUCACUCACUGUGUCCUAUCUCAGUCAUAGAUGUUUCCAAAUAUGCCUUCUUUGCUGUGUCUACGCACAGACAUUAUCAAAACACAUCCUGCCUUUACCUGUCCUGGUCAGAGUCAUGUUCCAAAAGCACAUUCCUUGCUUGUUCACGUCCGUCACAACGAUCUUCAAACUAGUCACUGUCUUGUCUCUGUCCUGUUCUGUGCCAGACACUAAUACACUUCCCUCCCGGUGUCUGGGUCCAAAUGUGCUUCCUCCUGGCCAACCCCUGUGUCAGUCACAGGCUUGCACCAGCUCUUCCUUAUGUCCACUGUCAGUCCUUCUCUUCAGGACAUGCUCCAUUUGUUCACCAUGGAAGAAACAGGAGCAAAGAUCUUUCAGAGGAAAACGGUCUCCACAGCAACCUUGGAGGGAAGCCGAAG
Molecule: messenger RNA, 2482 nt
Organism: Diceros bicornis minor
Lineage: Eukaryota; Metazoa; Chordata; Mammalia; Perissodactyla; Rhinocerotidae
Gene: HTR4
Product: 5-hydroxytryptamine receptor 4
Exons: 9
Coding region: 501-1709 (402 amino acids)
Biological process (GO): regulation of appetite; chemical synaptic transmission; adenylate cyclase-activating adrenergic receptor signaling pathway
Cellular component (GO): plasma membrane
Molecular function (GO): G protein-coupled serotonin receptor activity
Source: RefSeq, a predicted model, not a curated record